Messenger RNA from Racocetra persica, 151 nucleotides. The record is from the annotation of a GenBank genome assembly. NCBI's taxonomy places the organism in Eukaryota, Fungi, Glomeromycota, Glomeromycetes, Diversisporales, Gigasporaceae.
CUUGCCGCUUUUCGCCAUUGGUGUCGUUGGUGUCUUGUUGUCGCUGGUGCCUUGUAGUCGCUGGUGUCUUGUCAUUGCUGGUGUCGUCAUUGGUAUCGUUGUUAUCGCUGGUGUCGUUGUUGUCGUUGGUUUGGUGCCGCUGUUAGAUUUC